Molecule: messenger RNA, 9602 nt
Organism: Strongylocentrotus purpuratus (purple sea urchin)
Lineage: Eukaryota; Metazoa; Echinodermata; Echinoidea; Camarodonta; Strongylocentrotidae
Product: homeobox protein cut-like 1
Exons: 15
Coding region: 157-4260 (1367 amino acids)
Biological process (GO): regulation of DNA-templated transcription
Molecular function (GO): DNA binding; DNA-binding transcription factor activity, RNA polymerase II-specific
Source: RefSeq, a predicted model, not a curated record
AUGGUAUCUUGCAUGCAAGGUAUGGCUUCUUCGCGAUCGACGAGCAGGAGUGCUAGUGCAGUACCAGCCAAACCUUACCCGUGUUACAUGCAUUGAACUGUGUGUAUUGGGAACGAACGGUGCGAGAGUUCGUUUCUUUGUCCGAGAUCGAUCAACAUGGCCGCGAAAGAUGUCGCGUCGAUGUUUCAAUAUUGGAAAGAAUUCAACUUAACACAGCUUCAGAGAGAACUAGACGACACAGCGACAGACUUGGCCAACAGACAAGAUGAGAGUGAUACAUCCAGAAAGAGGCUGGUUGAACAAAGCAGGGAAUUCAAGAAAAACACACCAGAGGAUGUCCGCAAACAGGUAGCUCCCCUGUUGAAGAGCUUUCAGGCUGAAGUGGAUUCCUUGUCUAAACGAAGCAAAGCAGCAGAAGGAGCCUUCCUCUCAAUUUACAAGAAACUCAUCGAUACACCAGACCCAACAUCAGUAUUAGAAUAUUGCGUCAAUCUGCAGAAGAGAGCCCAGAAAGCACAGGAUCUGGAGAUUGAGAAUCAGAAGUUAAGAGAGACAUUAGAAGAAUAUAACAAGGAGUUUGCUGAAGUUAAAAACCAAGAGGUAACAAUCAAGAAUCUUCAGACGAAAUUAAAGGAGUAUGAGGAGAGAUCUGAGUCUGUGGCUCAGGCGAGAGCUGACGAGAAGGAGAAAGAACUUCAGAGAGACUUCGCUGAAAAAGAAAAGCAAUUGCAAGAGAAGCAGAUGUCUGUAGCCAAGAAGCUUGGUGAAGCUGAGCUUAAAAUCACAACUCUCCAAAAUGCAUUGGAUAACACACAAUCAGAGCUGUUUGAUAUUAAGGCCAAGUACGAUGAGCAAGGAGAAGCCAAGUCCGAUGAGAUGGAGCUACUAAUGACCGACCUAGAGCGAGCCAAUCAGAGAGUAGGGGCAAGUGAGAAGCUCAUCGAGGGUAUGAAGGGCCAGCUACAGUCCGCUACGCAGAGUCUACAUCAGGCUGAACAGAUGCAAAGCGCCCCCAAUGUUGAGCAGGCCAUUGAUAUACUGACAAGGUCCAGUCUUGAAGUUGAACUGACAGCCAAAGAGAAAGAGAUCUCUCAGCUGGUUGAUGAUGUUCAACGUCUCCAAGCAUCAAGCAACAAACUAAGGGACAGCACGGCAGCACGCAUCCAGAAGCUAGAGGAGGAAUUGGCCACAAGAAACAAUGCCUUUAAGAAACUGGAGGAGAGACUGAAGGGACAGAGUGACUAUGAAGAGAUCAAACGAGAGUUGAAUGUUCUCAAGUCAAUCGAGUUCAGCAGCUCUGAGGGUGGAUCCAUCAGCGAGAAGGAAGACGGGGAGGGGGGAAGCCACGCCCCCCUGCCACCCAAGUCCUUGGAGAUGCUGUUACUUGAGAAGAACAGGGCGCUUCAGACUGAGAACACCACACUCAAAGUCAACAAUACUGAUCUCAAUGGAGGUAGUGGGGUUGGACCUGGAGGGCUGGCCCAAGCUCAAGCCUUUGCAUCGCUCAUCGGUCAGGAGGUAGCGGCGGCGUACCACCAGCGAACAGCCAUGAACACCCAAAUCCCAGGCUCCCAGAUCAUUCAACCCAUAAUUGUGAUCCCGCCAUCGUUGAACCCCCAUGGCGCCGCGGCUGCCCCUCACAUGGGGUUCGUCCACCCCAUGGCCCAGUCGCACCUUCACCAGCCCCUGCCCAUGUCCCAGUCUCCUGUUCCAAGCACAAGCCAUGUCCACACGCCUGAACCACCCCAGCCCCCGAAGACACCACCCAACACCAUUGCUGCGGUGCGGGAGGCAGCGGCAAGGGAACUCGCAGCAAGAGAGGCAGCCUUGCAGCAAGCGGCCCUCAGGGAACUUGCCAUGUCGCACCAGUGGGUGGAUACAGUGCAGGUGGCCAGGCGAAUCAAAGACAUUCUUGCCGAUAAUAACAUAGGGCAGAGACUGUUUGGGGAAGUUGUGUUGAAUAUGAGCCAAGGUUCAGUGAGUGACUUGCUUUCGAGACCAAAACCAUGGGACAAGAUGACUGCCAAAGGAAGAGAACCAUUCAUCAAGAUGCUUCAGUUCUUAUCCAGUCAUCAUCAUCUUGAAAGACUCAAGAUCAUCAAUCUUCAGAAGAAAGGCAAGGAGUCUCCUCCUGGACCCACUGCUAUAGCAUCUCCUGUCAAGGCUUCCUCAGACGAAGCCAUCAACAACAUCUUAGCUCUUGCCAAACAAGAAAUGGAAGCUCAGAAAGCCAUGGCUCAUGAACACGCCAGACGCAUAGCCCAUGAAAGAGAGGAGUAUGACAGACACUCUCUGCGCUCCAGUCCUGACAGUACCCACUCGUUCUCCCCAAAGACUCCUCUACGCAAUGAAAGUGAAGCCUUGGACAUGUCCAUGGGAUCGGACAUGAGGCACCUGCGGGACCUUCGGCGGCGCUCCCUCAAUUCCCUGUCAGGCGAGGGCCUCCGAGAGCCUCCGACACCUCCCAACCUGAAUGGUGACAUCGCCAGGAAGGUGGAGGAAACCCUAGAGAAUAUCAGCAAGACCCAUGCUAUGAUGCAGGACAGCAGCCCCAUGACGUCAGCGUAUGGCCCAGGAAGGGCUCCAAAGCGGAUCUUGCCUCCCCUCUCGUGCGGCCAGUAUGAAAACAGUAAAGAACUUGACACAGUUGACAUAGCAAGGCAAGUGCGAGAACUGCUAGUCAAGGGAAACAUACCCCAGAGGGUCUUUGGAGAGCACAUCAUCGGCAUGUCCCAGGGGAGUGUCAGUGACAUCCUGUCAAAACCUAAGACAUGGGACAAGCUCACUAUCAAGGGCAAGGAGCCUUUCAUCAGAAUGAAAAUCUGGCUUGAUGAUGGAGGAAGAAUGGACAAACUGAAGGAGCUGGUGCGAAGAGGAAACUACUCCUUCACUGAUAUGUCCAAUUCCUUCCAAGCCGACACCACUACGCCAAACUCCAAUUGCUCUAGUCCCUGUCCUAGUGUCGAAGAUCAACCGCUUCCAUUGCUUCCAGCUACGCAUAUCACAAAGACUUCACACCACCAACGUUCCACAUCCUCUCCUCACUCCUCCAACUCCACCCCAACUCCUAAAACAAUCUCCCCUGCCCCCUUAUCCCAACCCCCAUCAUCACCACGCCCAACACCCUCACCUAGAGCAUACCUUCAGAGUCCUUCCUCACCGAACGCCAUGCCAGAGCUACCCCCUGUCCAUGAGCAGGCAGCCAUGAUCGAGUACCUAGACACCUUUGCUGUAACGCAGCAGGUUAAGAACCUACUGCAGCAACACGGCUUAGGUCAGAAGGCCUUUGGAGAAUCAGUUCUGGGGCUGACCCAGGGCUCGGUCAGUGACCUCCUGUCCAAGCCAAAGAUGUGGCUCAAACUGAGCAUGAAGGGAAGAGAGCCUUAUGUCAGAAUGUACCUCUGGUUGCAGGACCUGGAUGGUAUCGCCAAGGUCAAGAACUACAAGCCAAAAAGAAAAGCAAGAAGAUACGUGAUGGUGAACUUACCCCCAGGUAACCCUCAAGGUGUCGGCAGUCCACCUUCAAAGAGAGCUCGUGUCUUGUUGACGCCUGAGGAAAAGGAUCAUCUGAAAGCUUCGUACGACAAGGAACCCUAUCCCACACAGGCCACCAUAGAUGCCUUAGCCGAACACCUGAAUCUUCCAACAUCCACAGUCAUCAACUGGUUCCACAACCACCGCUCGAGACUCAAGCGCGGAGCAGCCAACGUGGAUCCGGAGAACCGCCUGGUGUUCCACACCCACACAGAGAGCGAUAUGUCUGCCAGGCACGCCUUGAUGCAGGAGGAGGUGUCCCGCAGGGCCGCUUUGGAUGAGAGGUUGCGCCAGGGAAGGGACAAUGGGGAUGUGGGGGAAGAUUCGCCACAGGAACGGAUGGAUGAGGAGAGGGUUAACGAUUUGAAACAGGCCAUCGUUGCGCUGGAGAACGCGAGCAGGGAGGAGGAGGGUGAGAACCAAGGGAGAGCAAGAUACCAUGUGAGACGACAGGAGGAUUGGAUGGAAGGCCAGGAGGAGGAGAUGGAGGAGGACGUGGAUUAUGAUGAUGAAGAAGAAGUGGAGAGGGAGGAGAGGGAGGAGAGGGAGGAGGAGGAGGAGGAUGCAAAGGAUGUCGAUCACAUCAAGGCUACCGAAGAAGAGCAAAAUAUGCAAGUCAAAAACAGGAUGGAAGCUCCAAAGAAGAGGCCCAAGCUAGGCAUAGACGACACUGUCCACAGGUUACAGAAUGGCGUGAAGGAGGAGAAAGGGGAUUGGGAGUUUUAAGACAAUACUUCAAACAAUACUCCCUCAUUGUAUGUUUCUAGAUGUCCUGUGAAUGCAAUAACCCAACUAUUUUGGCAGGGAUCAUAAAGUCUGGGGCCUCGUAUUUUUCAUCGUGAUUCAAAUGUGUUCACUGCCUAUCAGAGAUGUUCGGCCAAUGGGCUUCUUCCAAGGGCAGUGUAGAUCAUGUCUUCAAGAAAUCAAGAGUGAUUGUUCUAUUUUUAUGGUAUUUAUUGAACAAAAUGAGCUUUCCUACUUAAUGAUGAUCAAAUGUUAAGGUACAGAUGUAGGUGUUGAUUGAUCAAUUAAUUUGAUAAAUGUCAUUCAGCAAAAUGGAUUAAAUUGUCAACCAAGUAAUUUGUCCAUUGUAUCAUUCCAUAUCUCUGGUUUUAUUUGAUAACGAACCCUUUGUAUUAUGUCUCUUUUUACUUAUUAGAUAACACAUUCCCUGGUUUAACCUGUUGCAUACAUGUACAGUUUGAUUUUAGUAUAACACAUUUUUUCCAUGGACUCUACCUUGAGUUAUCUCUGGUGUAGUUGUCAAUAGGUCAACAUGUAAAUUGUGCAGUGCAUGUCUCAUAAAUUUCAUUUGAUAUGAGUAUCAAGCAACUUUGAGAGCUUAAUCUUCAAAGCCAAUUGAACAACACACCUCGCUCCUUUCUCAAGUGCACAUCUAUGUGAUGAUAAAUAAAUUAAUGAACUACAUUUUAAUUUGUGGAAUUUAGAUCAAAUCCAGUUGGGUGGUGAUUGUAAUGGAAUGAUAUUAUGGAGAUAUGAAACAGGAGAUGCUUCUCAUUGCCAGUGGCUUAUCAUUAUGUAAUUAAUAAACUAUGAUUAUAUUCAUUGAAUCAUGUGCAAAAAUUUAUAUAAAUUCUGGAGGUAACCUAAGUGAAAUGAUAAGAAUUUAUGUGGCAUCGUAGCCAUGGCCUUUUUUCAUGUAAGGUUGCAUCUGCUCUAUUUUUUUUUAAUCGCUUUGAAGAUCAUGCUCUUGCCAAGUUAAUUCACAUUUGGGAGAGUAUUUGCAGUGACAUUGCAUUGGAGUGAAAUUUGACUGAUCAUGUGAUGAUUGCAGAUAAUUGUAAGUAAUUAUAAAUCAGGAAAAAAAUUAUGCUGGUAAAUUAUGCUUGAAAUAACAGCAGCAGAAGAAUAAAGAAGUAUUGAAUAAAUAAAAAGAACAAAUUCAGUUCUGGGAAUUACUUACCAGUAAGAAUAAUCUGAUGGUCAUGACUUGGUCCAAAAGUUUUUAUUUUUUAUUUUUUACUUGUGAUUGAGGGACAAGAGCGCAUGGAGAUCUACAUGUAUCUUCAUGUCACUAUACUAUUUUGUCUCUUGUUCUCUCUUUUACAUGAUAGAAUGAAAAGAUACAAAAAGAUAACCAUUACCAGCACUCAGCGUUGCCUUUCUAAUGAGUACAAGACGAACGAGGAAAGAAAGUUAUGUCAAACAAUACUUCCAUUGAUGUAAUCAUGUUAUUGUAAUCUAUUAUUUCUUUCACAAGAAAGGAGCAUAUUAGUAUAUGAAAAUGAACUACAAAGUACUUUAUGUAAUCACAUUUUGUCAGUUGAGAUGAAAUCAAAUGAAAAACUGCUUUAAUUGGUGCUCGCUUGUGGCUACUUACCAAACUCAAACAAUAUUAUAUUUAUAUUUUACGUGCCAUGUAUUUGAAAACGUUCCGUGUUGAACGAGAGCUCAAGCAUCAAACACAUACCCAUUGCAAUCAUCAUUUCUUUGAUAUGAAAGAAAUCAUGUUCUGUUUAAAAAUUCUUUGAUAACAAUGUUCAAUGUUUAGUGAUUGUAUUCUCGUUUCUGUAUGUAAAUUUGUACAUAAUUUUCAUUUUUACUUAACUUUGUAAUCGUAUUUCUUUUUUAAUCGUUAGCACAGUACACAAUGUGUUAGAUAGCAAAUGUAGUCAUACUUGCCCUUUGUGUUCUAUUUAUUUGAUCUUGCUGUAUUCUGUUUUCCAUUCAAAGUACUUAGGUAUUCAUUCUCGAUAUAGUUCAUUCAUUCAUUAUUAUUAUGUCAUUCAAUAUUUAUUCUUUAGGCUGGCGAUAUAUAUGCACUCAAUGAAUUGAGUUAUGUACUAGUGAGAAAGAAGAAAAAAGGCUCACAUGAAAUUAGAUAGGGCAAUAUUCAGCCUUAAUUUUGCAUUCAUUAUGUAUUUAAAUGUUACACAAGACAAUUACUUCUUAGCUUCAUCAAGGAGUACAGUUACGGUUAGCAUAGCAAGGUUCACUUUGUAUGUUCUCUGUGUCUUAGUAUUGUUUUGCCAACUCAUCUGUAAAAUAUCACAUUUAUCUGAUCUGAACUUUCCGUACAUACGGCGAUAGUGGUUUAGUGAUAGUCGGGAGCUUGUUAAGUCAUUCAAAAUGUUUUCAGUCCUCAAUUGGAUGAAAGAUUGCCUUGCUUGAGUUUCUGUUUGGGAGGGAGGGGGGAGGGGGGGGGGGGUGUGAUCACAUAGUUUUUACCCCCACCAGCUGGUGUGAUGAAUCAUCAGUUCCUUUCAUUUAAUUUUCUACAGACUGGUUACUGUCGGUCUUAAUAUCUCAAAUAUAUCAGCACAUGAUGAGACGUGAACAAAUACGCAAUAUGAAUCAACUCUUUUUUGGGGGAAAAACUAACUCGCUACUAGAGCACUGACUUGAUAUGUAUGUAGUUAAGCAUUAGAUACAGAUGGUGGUUAACUUGUAAGAUUUUAAAAUUGUGUCCUGAGUAGAAGCACAAAUCUGACUUUCAUGAAGGAGUCUAGUAUUCAGCAUAAGCUACCAAUUAUCGUAUAACAGUAACUAGUACCAGUCCAGGCAUGCAGUUUUGUUUUUUUAAACAAUUAAGAUUUUACACUUUUUUUUCCAUUUACAUGUAUAUGUUUGUGUAGACAUUUAACUGUAUUUUUGAAUGCGGGUACUACCCGGUAAGUCAUUUACAUAGAUAAUUGCACCAAAACUGAUAAUGACAUUCUUAAGUCGACUAGAAUGGUACUUAAGUAGUGGGAGAGGAGGUAGGGGUAAGGGGGAGGGGCAUUACUUAUAAUUGAGUAAUGUACAGGAGGAUAGCAUUAAUUUCUGUGUUUUAAUUAUUUUGAGAACUUCUGACAGGAUGGACUUUUACAACAUUUUCAUUUUUUAUUUUUUAAAGUUUAUGAUGAUUGGAAGUCAGAUACAUUUGAAAAUUGGAAAAAUAUCACCAAAGAUUUAAUCAGAAAAGCAGAUCAAAAUUACUUUCUUGGGCUAUAUAGCAAAAAAUACAGUAAAUCUUCAGAAUUGCCAUUCCUUAUUGCCAUAGCUGUUUUUUAUGAUUCAGCCCAACCGUUGCAUUCUGGCUGUGAAAUGUACUCACCAUGUUGAAAAAUAUUCAGGAGUAGACAGUUUUUGGUGAGCUCUUAUUGUGUUUUUUUAAAGAGCUGUGGGCAAAAAUGUUGAGAACCUAGAGAAUUCUUGCAAGGAAAUCACACUUUGAAGAAAUUCUGAAAUGAGCUCUCAUGAACAAAAAUAUGCUUGUUUGCACUAAAGAGAAGAUUUCUCUUUAGUAAAACAUCAAUAGAGAGUGAGAGAGAGGGAGAGAGAGAGAGAGAGAGAGAGAGAGAGUGUGGUGAGAGACCAGUAUAUGCCUUGUCAUAAAAAGGGAAAUUGUAUUUUGUGCCAUAUUAAAUGUUGCCAUAUAUAGAAUGAUGUAUUCAUGGAUCUAAAGCCAAUACCAUUUUACCAGCCAAAAAACUUGUAGUAUCAUAUUUCAUUGGAAAUAAAAGAAUGUUCCUGAAAUGGAACUGCUCAUCAUUUUAAAGAUCGUUUGAUUGAGCUAAUACAGCCUCGUCAUCUGAAAGACCACUUGGAUUAUUGUGUCUGUUAAGAGCCAGAAGGAUGUUAACUCUGCAUUGAAGUAUAGGAGUUAAUGCCCUUCUAGCUUCAAUGCAGCCUGUUAAGAAAUGCUCAAACUUUAGUGUAACUCUUUCCUAUUAAACAAACCAUUUAUAUUCAAUUAUUUCUCUUCAUUGCACUCCUGACAUCAGCAUUCAGUCAGCAGACAUUGUGCUUGUGUCUCUUCAGUUUACAGACAUUGUUUGCUGCUAUGCCAGGCAAUGCUUCAAUGAGAAUGGCGUGAAAACAGUUUAGAAUCAUGUUAUAUUUGAUACUGAGAACUCCACAGGAAAUGGUGCUCAUGUCGUUCUAUUUUGAUAUGUUUGUAUUAUACUGUCAUACCUAGCACAGCCAAAGUUACCAGUAAUUCAGUGCAUUAAGCAUCAAAUGUGUACUUAUUCCGACGUAUAUGUGUAUUAAAAUCAUUUUGGGCGUAGAGGCAAAUUCAUAUUUAUUCAAACCGAUGGCUGAAGGUACAUGUAUAUGUAUUCAGUAUAUAUAGUUGUUUCAUUUGCUUUGUACUAGUGCAGGCUCUGGUAGGCAAAAUGUAGGGGAAAGGUUUAGAAAUGUCAUGAUUUUCAGUUUUUCCCCCACCCUCAAAAACAAGAAAGAAAUGAAUACUGAAAAUGUAUUUUGAUUAUUCUGAAAUGUUAUCAAUUGAUUAAGAAUCAAUGCGCAUAUGACAUGCAUUUUAGUCCAAACUAAAAACACAAAGUAUAAUUGUCAUUUGAGAAAAGUGGAAAAUUGCAAGAAUAAUAUGCAAAAUUUGUGUGACGAAGAUGAGGGAAAAUUUUCACAUGAAUCUUACUCCCCGGAACAGAACAUAAAAGGAUGAGUAUCAAUUGUAAACUUGGGGAAAAAACUGGAGUAAUAUUUAUAAUCGUUUGAAGAUUGUUCAUGGAAAAAAUAACAUGCAUUUUCAAGUUACCCAAAACUCAGACCUGGGGUUAAAUGUCAAUUAGAAACUGAGGAAAACAGGAAGAUUAUUCAUUGUUGAUUUGACAAAUAUUUUGGAACAUUUUGCCUUCGGACCCUUUGGCAUUAUCCAGCCUAGAACCAGCAUAGUCUGUAGUAUGUGUCUUUGUGCUGCAUAAUUGUAUGUGCGUUACUAUUUAUCUUGCCAUUAUUAUUACUAUAUUAUUACUUUGUAUACAAUCCAUAUAUUAUAUGAUACACAAACAAACCACUGCGUAACAUUGUACUGUCGUCCGCUGAGAAACCGGGGAGGGCGUCGCCUCUUCCCCUUUUACACCGAGACUUAACGCCCUCCUGGCUCUCAAAGGCGAUACAUGAUGGACUUCCAAAAGAUGACAAAAAAUAUUGAACAAAAGAAUCAUGAUUGUUUUUUUCUCUUUUCUACAGAUUGUAAAUUUAAGGAGGAAAAAAAAGGAUGAGGAUUUCAGUGGUGUCUGAAAUGAAAUCCUUGGUUGAAAAGGAUAAUUUUUGCAUUAAAAAAAUACACGAAUAAAAGACGUUGUCUUAAGUAUUUCUAA